Messenger RNA from Girardinichthys multiradiatus, 2169 nucleotides. RefSeq lists its product as uncharacterized. NCBI's taxonomy places the organism in Eukaryota, Metazoa, Chordata, Actinopteri, Cyprinodontiformes, Goodeidae. The coding region runs from base 861 to 2018 and encodes 385 amino acids. The record is from RefSeq and is a predicted model, not a curated record. The transcript is spliced from 2 exons.
UCAAAGACAUUUUGUUGUUUAGGCGUUAUGUCCACACAGAUCUGGGUUUUUGGAAGACCCAAAAUAAUAAUUUUUGAGACCGGGUCACAGAGUGACGUUUCAAUCGCCUGUUCUGUGUUUCCGUGUGUACAUCCAAAACGUGUUACUUUCUAAAACAAUGACACCGUAGCUUCACCCUGCAUGAGCUUUUAUGCCGCCAUGUUGCAGUGUUUACCUAACAUGAGUUCUCUUUCAACAUUCGUUUCGGUAUCUCACUAUGGGACACGCCUCCACGCCUAUCCCCCAGAAGCUCUAUUACAUUACGCCAGUCUUGACUGGCAGGCGGAAGUGACCUCCACUCCCGUGACGUCGGCUUUUAUACUGGGAGGAAUCCCAGUAUAAAAGCCGACGUCACGUAGGUGAUCUUCAGUCUAACACCUCUUCUCGCUCCCAGAAGCACCUCUCAGACGGUCAUUACAGUAACUUGAGCUAGCUUAACUGUUCACAGAGCGAGCUAACAACUCGGUCGCCGAGUGCUUCUCAAUAACUGUGCUCGACUGUUCUGAGUCUUUUUCAACGCUGGUCUGUCACCAAACAGCAGCGCUGCAACUGGUCACCAAACUAGCUGCAACCUUAACGGAGCUUACGAAGUUGAGUAACUUGCACUCGUUCUCACCAUGAACAGAGUCAAACCACCAUCUAGAACCUGCACAUGUGGCAAUCUCAUAGCUGGGGCAGAUACCCACUCUGUCCGCGCUUCGUGUCUGGGGCUGCAACAUGCCCAGGACGCGUUGGCGUCACCGGCGAGCUGCGAGCACUGUGCAUGGCUCUCCUUUAAGUCUCGUCGGCGCAGGCUAGCACGCCAAGCAUAGGUUGAUCCUAUGAUGGGGGUAGCCAAUCCCCCGCCACCGGAUCUUCCUGGUACUGAUGAGAGAGAGCCCACUUUGGCUGGAGCCAGUCGGGGUGAUCAGCUCGACGCUGUCGCGCCACUGACUGACCCAGAGGAAGACGAGGCCACACUUCCAGUUUUCAGCACUCUUGCUAACGCUGAAUCCGAAUCUGAAGUGGAGUCCAUCAGUCUCAGGUCUGACGACGACGAGCCUUAUGCCAUCCCGUCGGUUGCAAAGCCCUCGGUGGCGGAUGACACCAGUCGCUGCGGUUCCCCAAACCCGACUGCAACGGACCUGCAUGAUGUCUACAGAAGGGCAGCAAAGAAGCUGGGCAUCGAGUGGCCGGAAACCCUCACUGAAAUUACCACAUCCCGAUAUGAGGGGAAGCGGCUUCCGAGAGCCAAAUCUUCCAGCAGACAGCUGUUGCCGGUCUUUCCCGAGUGCCUCGAGGAAGCAACCCGGUCCUGGAGCAAUCCUCUCACCGCCAAAAACCCCGCCCUGGGAGGGUCGGCGCUGGACUGGACAGGCAUGGAGGCCGGCGGUUUUUUACAUCUGCCUCCCAUAGAACCUCUGCUGGCAUCUCACCUGCACCCAUCGCAGAAGUCAGCCAUGACAGCGGCAGGACCUACCCUUCCCUUCAAAGCUGACUCUUUUCAGUCCGCUCUGAAUGAGAAAGGCUACAAAGCGGUGGCUGCAUCUGUUAAAGCCUUAAACGCUUCAUCUCUUCUCCUCGCUUACCAAGCGGAAUUACAGGAGCAGAUGACUGGUACACCGAUGGCCGAUUUGUGGGACGAGUUGUGCGUGGUGACAGACCUAUGCCUGCGUCUCCACAGAAGCGGUGUCCAAGCCUCCGGGAGAGCCAUGGCCCUGAUGGUCACUCAGGAGAGAGCUAGAUGGCUGAACCUGUCUAGCCUGUCUCAAAGAGAGAAGAACCAGCUCCUCGACACCCCCGUGGACCCGAAGAGCUUAUUCGGCCCCACCGUGGCAGCCAUGCAAAAACGCUGUGAGGAGAAAAAGAGGGAAGGUGAAGUGCAGCACAAAAGAGCUGUCCGGCUAGUACCGCAGGAGCAAAGCAGAGACGGGUUUUACUCCAGAUACUUUCUCGUGCCGAAAAGGGUCUGCGACCGAUAUUGGAUGUGCGGGCUCUGAACACAUAUCUGAGACGGUAUUCGUUCAGGAUGCUAUCACACGCAGCUCUGAUAAAGUUUGUGCGUCAAGGAGACUGGUUUGUCUCCAUAGACUUGAAAGACUCAUAUUUCCAUAUCCCUAUAUACCCCCCUCACAGAAAAUAUCUCAGAUU